Messenger RNA from Paracoccidioides brasiliensis Pb18, 1629 nucleotides. RefSeq lists its product as uncharacterized. Gene Ontology annotation, biological process: ergosterol metabolic process. Bases 1 to 1629 code for a protein of 542 amino acids. The record is from RefSeq and is a predicted model, not a curated record. Gene Ontology annotation, cellular component: endoplasmic reticulum membrane. The transcript has 6 exons. Gene Ontology annotation, molecular function: ergosterol O-acyltransferase activity.
AUGCCCGCCGGGCAACUCAACGGGGAUGCCGGAGCCGGCGUCCUACGGCCACGAGCAGUCCGGUCGAGAAACCACAAUGAAGAGCACGUUCUCACUCCGCCAGCAGGCGUGGAUAGAAUAUUAUUAGAUAUACCAAGUGGCCGUUCAACUCCUAUUCCAGACGAUGCGCCUCCCUCUGUACAGUCGAUGUCAUGCGCAAGGAAGCAGAUGCGAGCUCAGGCAAGACAGAGAUUAUUCUACUCCAUUGAAUACAAACCCAGGGUAUCACAUUUCGACCCAAAUAGCGACUAUCGAGAUUUCCAUGGCUUCUUUUCGUUGUUCUGGGUUAGUCUGUUUGUCAUGGUGAUGACAACGGUUGUGCGCAACAUAAAAGAUACCGGUUAUCCAUUUCGCAUACAAGUGUGGUUGUUGUUCUCUGCGAAUGUCUGGCAAUUGGGUUUUUGUGACUUUGCCAUGGUCGCAAGUACCGCAUUCUCUCUUCCAUUCCAUUUAAUCAUUAGAAACGGCGGAGGCUGGCUAAGGUGGUCGAGAGGAGGGGUGGUAUUGCAAAGUAUCUUUCAAUUCGCAUGGCUCUCUCUAUGGGUAGCUGUGCCAUUCCUACUUGAAUGGACUUGGACCGCCCAAGUAUUCUUUAUCUUACAUACGUUAACGCUUCUAAUGAAAAUGCAUUCCUACGCCUUCUACAAUGGACAUUUGAGGGAGACCGAACUUCGUCUAUCCGCUUUAGACAUACCAGAGUCCCAAUCAUUGUGUGCAGCUGUGCGCUAUCCACGGUCUAAGAGUCGGACGAUGGACGAGAGUACGGAAUCGGAGUCUAACGAAACAGAAGAGAAAUUCCAACAAUCGCUUUCCAAACUCCGCUCAGACCUUGCAAAAGAGUUAACGUCUCCUCUCGGCCACGUUUCAUACCCCCAGAAUCUUACCUUGUGCAAUUACAUUGAUUAUCUGCUCUGCCCUACUCUAUGCUACGAACUCGAAUAUCCACGCACGAAGGAAAUCCGAUGGACAGAAGUUUUCUUCAAAACCUUGGCCGUUUUUGGCUGCAUAUUCUUACUUACAAAUAUUAGCGAAGAAUUCAUCAUUCCCGUACUCGACGAAUCUGCGGAAAGGCUGCAGAGCCUUGGCAGCAAGUCCGAGAAGGUUUUGGUCCUGGCAGAAACGAUUAGCAUGAUGUUAUUACCUUUUGUAAUAACUUUUCUACUGGUGUUUCUUGUUAUUUUUGAAUAUACGCUGAAUGCCUUUGCGGAGAUUACGCGCUUUGCAGAUCGCAAAUUCUAUGCUGACUGGUGGAACUCCUGCGACUGGCUGGAGUUCUCUAGAGAGUGGAAUAUCCCUGUCCAUCAUUUCCUUCGACGCCAUGUUUAUUUCUCCUCCUUACAUCACUUUUCCAGCUCUGGGGCAAUGGCUCUUACAUUCUUCAUAAGCUCCCUCGGACAUGAGCUGGUUAUGGCCUGUAUCACAAAGAAAAUUCGAGGGUAUGGGAUUCUUGCGAUGAUGUCGCAGCUACCUAUUGUAGCCGUACAGCGCUCCAGGCUUGUCAGGGGUCGGAAAACAUUCAAUAAUGUUUGCUUUUGGAUUUCCAUGAUUAUCGGUCUCUCCCUGAUGUGCGCACUCUAUGUUCUUGUUUAG